AUGACGAUCGUUCUUUUCUGGGUGACUAUCGCCGUAUUGGCCCCACGCGUUUUAGCAGGUCUUACUGGAUCCACAACAACAUCUGCUACGUCCACUACAUCCACUUCCACGGCGCCAUCUUGUACGGCUUCCCUCAUCGACACUCUUUGUGACUACCCAGGACCCGACUUGAACUUCGCCGUUGUCGCCGAUAGCAGAGCCUCCUGCUGGGACUACUGCAAUAACCACCAGCCAUGCAGCUUUGUGAUCUUCAAUCCCGGAAACCCUUCCCUGGGGACCGGCACAUGCUGGCUAUACCCGGGUGAAACCUUUGACCGGAGCAAAGCCAGCUCGAACUGCUCCAGUCCCUACCUGGAAGUCUAUGACAAGCCUAAAUGCUCUGGUGGAAUCGCAACCACCACUUCCGGCGCCUGCACUGCCACAGCGACUCCCUCUGCCGUUGCCUCGAUCUGCGGGUAUCCUGCGCCUAAGGACUGUUUCAACACUUGUCAUACUAGUACGGGCGCGCCGAACUGCUUAAGUCUCUGUGCAGAGGCCGAUGCUUGCAGCUAUGUCAUCUUUAAACCGGGGCAGUCAAGCCAUUCGCCUUAUGCCCCGGGUACUUGUUGGGUCUAUACGAACGGCACAUAUGAUGAGCAUUCUGCGGGUACCUGCAGUGGCGAGCCUGAGCAGUUUGUGUAUGAUAAUUUGUGUCCUAAACCGUCACCUUCGUUGACCUCUGUUUCACCGGCUAUGCAGCGCUCUAGUGGGAAUGGAACCUCAAGCACUCCUACAGGCCCAAAUACCAGCGCGGCCACGGGUCCAACUACUACCAGCAAGAACUCUGCGCCUACCGGUCUUUCGCUCGCCAAUCCAUUGCCCUUGGGUGUGGCUAUGUUAAUGUGGCAGGCUCUUUGA
Molecule: messenger RNA, 897 nt
Organism: Aspergillus bombycis
Lineage: Eukaryota; Fungi; Ascomycota; Eurotiomycetes; Eurotiales; Aspergillaceae
Exons: 1
Coding region: 1-897 (298 amino acids)
Source: RefSeq, a predicted model, not a curated record